Durotheca rogersii is the source of this 1560-nucleotide messenger RNA. RefSeq names its product MATE efflux family protein. The transcript has 2 exons. Gene Ontology annotation, molecular function: xenobiotic transmembrane transporter activity; antiporter activity. Bases 1 to 1560 code for a protein of 519 amino acids. Gene Ontology annotation, cellular component: membrane. The record is from RefSeq and is a predicted model, not a curated record. Gene Ontology annotation, biological process: xenobiotic detoxification by transmembrane export across the plasma membrane. NCBI's taxonomy places the organism in Eukaryota, Fungi, Ascomycota, Sordariomycetes, Xylariales, Xylariaceae.
AUGGAGAACGAGAUAUCGCCGACGAUAAUGCCGGCAACAUGGCCUUCAGAUCCGCCCGCGAGGGAUGACAACGAAAGAACUGCGCUUCUCCCCAAGCCGUUGUCGUCCCCGGCGAGCGCGUGGUGGAUAAAUCCCCUGUAUCGGGAAUGGCUGUCCGAAAUAUGGCUCCUGGCAAGGGCCUCAAUCCCGGUGAUACUGGCCUACAUGCUUCAGAACAGCCUGCAGACCGUCUCUGUCCUGAUAGUCGGCCGCAUCUCCCCAGAGGCGCUAGCCACUGCUGCUUUCUGCUACAUGUUCGCCAUGGCCUCCGGCUGGCUCGUCGCAAUAGGCGGCACGACAGCGCUGGACACCCUCGCAUCGGCGAGUUUCACCGGCUCACAGAAUAAGCAGGACCUGGGGAUCCUGCUGCAGAGGGGGAUCGCGGUUCUGUCGCUGCUUUACGCCGCCGUGGCCGUGCUGUGGGGGUUCUCUGAGCCCCUAUUCCGCAUUCUCGGUCAAGAGGAGUUCAUCUGCGUCGAGGGCAGCAAGUUCCUCCGCAUACUAAUCCCCGGCGGGCUGGGCUACGUAUGGUUCGAGUCGAUGAAGAAGUACCUGCAAGCCCAAGCGAUCUACCGGCCAGGGACGUAUGUGCUCCUUAUCACGUCGCCGCUCAAUGCCCUGCUCAACUACCUCUUCGUCUACCCGUUCGGCCUCGGCUUGUACGGGGCCCCGCUCGCGACCGGCAUCUCCUACUGGGUCUCGUUCCUGCUGCUAGUUGCGUAUUCGGCAUUUGUCCGCGGCCACGAGUGCUGGGGCGGCCUCUCACCACGCCGUGCCCUAUCUAACCUCGGGCCAUUCGCACGCCUCGCGGUUCUGGGCGUCGUCCACGUCGGCACCGAGUGGUGGGCCUUCGAGAUUGUGGCCUUGGCCGCUGGCCAGCUCGGUACCGUCGCGCUCGCGGCGCAGUCCGUCAUCAUGACCGCCGAUCAGGUCAUCAAUACAGUGCCUUUCGGGCUCGGCGUCGCCGCCUCCGCCCGCCUAGGCAACCUGCUCGGGGCGCGGAGGCCGCGAGAGGCCGCGCGGGCGGCCCACUGCGCGGCCGUGCUGUCGACGAUCAUGGGCGCCGCCAUCCUGGGGGUCCUGAUGGGUGCCAAGGACGUGUUCGGACGGAUCUUCAACGACGACGAGCGCGUGGUCGAGCUCGUGGCGGAGGUCAUGCCGUUCGUGGCGCUGUUCCAGAUCGCGGACGGGCUAAACGGGAGCUGCGGCGGGGCGCUGCGAGGCAUGGGACGGCAGUGGGUCGGCGCGCUCGUGAACCUGGUCAGCUACUACGGCGGGGCGCUGCCGGCGGGCAUCUACCUCGCCUUCCAUGGAUGGGGCCUGCGGGGCCUGUGGAUCGGGCAGUGCGUCGCCCUAUACCUGGUCGGCUUCCUGGAGUGGGUGAUCGUCGGAUUGAGCAGAUGGGACGAGGAGGUCGAGAGGGUGCUGGAGAGGCUGGAGGCGGACGAUGUAGUGGACGAUGAUUUCCCUGGACCCCGGGAGGCGGUAGCGGAGAGAGGAGAGGACCAGCUCAAUGUAUAA